This is a messenger RNA of Didymella exigua CBS 183.55, 375 nucleotides long. RefSeq lists its product as uncharacterized. The coding region runs from base 1 to 375 and encodes 124 amino acids. The transcript has 2 exons. Lineage: Eukaryota; Fungi; Ascomycota; Dothideomycetes; Pleosporales; Didymellaceae. The record is from RefSeq and is a predicted model, not a curated record.
AUGGUGGAGCAGAAUUCUACUCUCCAAGCAGAUGCUAAUAAGGCAUACAACGAGAAAAUUGCUCAGGAGAAGCGUGAGAAGCGGGCAAGAGAGAAGAAAGAGCGUGACCAAGAGCGUGCUAAGGAGGCCGAAGAAGUAGCAAAACGCAAGGCUGCCAGAGAGGUCCAAAAACACGAUAAAAACGCUGAGAAAAGUACCCAAUUGCCUAAUCAGGCUAAGCGGCAGGCCUCACGUCAAUUGCAGCCAAAAAAAACAAAAAAGCGUAGUGGUGGAGGUAGUAGUAGUCAUGCUAUUGAUGCGACGCGCUCCCUAUCACCACCACCUGUAUACAACUCCCGUGGCCGCAAAAUUGCUCCACGUAAGAAGUUUGGGUAG